CCCCGAAUAAUCGCCUCGGCAAACACGAAAUAUUUUGUAACCUUAUUUAAAAGUAAUUGUUUGCUCAAUUCCAGUUCACUGAUUCAGAAGAUUUUAUGCCCUAUUCGUAAAGCUCAUGCAUACUUUCAACUUAUCGCACGACUGAUUUGAAACAGUUUAACAGUCCCGACUGGAAAUAUUUAAGUAAGGAUGGCUUCUCGUGGGAAAUCAGAAACUGGAAAACUGAGGCAAAAUAUGGAAGAGCAACUUGACAGAUUGAUGCAGCAGCUUCAGGAUCUGGAGGAAUGCAGAGAAGAACUGGAUGAGGAAGAGUAUGAAGAGACAAAAAAGGAAACCUUGGAACAGCUGAGUGAAUUCAAUGACUCUCUGAAGAAGAUCAUGACAGGAGACAUGACACUUGUGGAUGAACUCAGUGGAAUGCAGCUGGCAAUUCAGGCUGCCAUCAGCCAGGCAUUCAAAACCCCAGAGGUGAUCCGCCUUUUUGCUAAGAAGCAGCCGGGACAGCUGAGAACCAGACUAGCAGAGAUGGACCGAGAUGUCAUGGUGGGGAAACUGUCGCGGGACGUGUACACGCAGCAGAAAAUGGAAAUCCUCACAGCCUUGCGAAAACUGGGAGAGAAGCUGACUGCAGAGGAUGAGACUUUUCUCACUGAAAAUGCUACAGCUACCCUCAGCCAGUUUGAAAAAGUGACUGCAAACCUGGGGUCUGAAGACAAAAUUAUGGCUUUAGCUAGCUCGGGUGUGAAAACCAAGACAUAGAAAUUUUACAGAAUGUUAAUUUUAGCUCAAUGUGGUUUCAAUGAUCAAGAAAGAAAUGUGCCAUAGACUUUGUAAAUAAUCAGUGCACUUCUCAGUGCUGCUGUAGGCUCUUACACUUUUUAACUUUAUUGUUUUAUAGCCUUCAACUUUUGUAAAUGUCUUUUAAUUGUCCAGAUAAGUGUACAGCUGUAUUACAGGUAUGAGCAUGUCAUUUGUUUAAUAUGAAGACAUGUAUAUGAAUGUAGAGGAUAGUCCAGGCAGGUCAUGAGAAAUAGUCUAUUGUGACUUAUGCUGUGCUGUGUCUACUUAUCUUAAAGCCUAAAAAGUCAAGUUUUAAUAUGUGAUUUUGUUUGGAUAUUGUUGCUUUUUAUUGUCAGCUGUUUCCAUUAUUUUGUCCAUUCUCUUUAUAGAUUAUCAAGCAUUUCAGUUUGUGCUUGGGUUGACAGCUGUAAUUUUACUGUAAUUACAGUAUGCACUAAUCAAGCACAAUAUUGCAUUAUAAUUCAUCUUUAUAUCUGACUGGUUGAAAUGCAACAUCUGUCUUAAUUGAUGAACAGCUUUUAAGCAAUGUAACGUUCAAUGUGAGGAAAAAAAAUAGAAAAUGGUCUUGUUAUUGAUUUGAUUUGUUUUACCAUUGAAAUGUUAUCUUUUAAUCUGUACCACACCUUUUAUCCACUGUCAGCUGGGAUUUGCUCCAGCCCCCCAGUGACCCUCUUCACAAUAAAUUAUAUAGAUGGUGGAUGGAUGGCUAUUGUUAGCAUUUACUUUCAGGCUUCAGAGAAUUUUAUUUCCACCAGCAGAGGACACUAAUGGUCAAGAUUUAAAACAUUGGCACUACUCAGGGCGUGUUCCACCAGUACUAAAUUUAGUCUGGUGAUGUACUUUCAAGUAUGACUGAAGGAAAACAAGAACAGACAGAAGUUAUGUCCCAUUUCAUCAUCCUUUAUUUUGUUUACGAGCAAGCAUCAACUUCACUACAAUUUGCCUUUCAACUGGUAGAAAAGUGAGAGCAGCUCCAACAAGCACAAAGGAAGCAUCCAACCAUUCUGGGAACAUCGUAACCUUCCAUUUUGAGCAAAUUUUUAAAAGAAAACAAAAAAUAUAUAUAUAGCUGGAGUGUCGUGGACAUGUGAAACAGACAAUCUGAGAAUCAGCAGUGUAUCAUAUCUCCCUUCUCACAUGGAACAUAAACUUGUGGUUCAUGCAAAGUAAAUUCCCCUUAUAUCUUGAGUGUUACUUCAGUAUGGCUGCAUUUCAGUUUAUUAGGCAGUGACAUUCAGUCCAACCAAUCUGCACUUAGCUCAGGGACUGAUCAGAAAGCACAGAACCCAGAAAACAAGAUUGUGUGGAGACUUGACUUCAGACUCAGUGUGCACAUAUCAGUGACUCAUGGUACUGUACUUUAAAGUGUAUAUGAAAUGUGGACAUUUAAAUGUUUGACAAUGAAACAAUGUCAGAGCUGACAGGCUUACACUCUUGUGAAUUUCAUGCUGCCCUCAAAAUCAUUUCUCAACAACUCAGGCAAUAGGACACUGUUCAAAGUACCUACAAUUAUAAACAGGUCAAUUAACAGUAUACCCAUGUAUGCUGCCAAAGCAAUUUCCUUAUUAUGUACUGUACAUCUUUUGAAAGAUAAUUCCGUCAAUAUGAUUUAGUACAAUAUCUAUUGAGGAUACAAUAUGAAUCUAGUUCCUCUACACAUCAACAUGGACACAUGACAUCUAUGUAAAACGUUUUGUCACUUUUAAUAAAACUAGCAGUGGACUACUGUUACGACAAACUGAAAGAAAACCCCAGCUCUGUAGGACAGCUAGCAGUAAACAUAUAAAUUAAAAAACAAAGUUUGCCACAAAUAAAAGCGCUUGGAUGAAUGUUUUUAUUAGACCUACUAAAAGCGCUACAAUGGGCAAAAGGUACUCCCAUCUCAGUCGGCUCAGACAUGGCCCCCUUUUUAGUCCAAGUCCAAGUCAUCACAGAGGGGAGACCAUUCACUCUAGUUCCUAUCACAGACUUCUAAAAAUCCUAUAUGAACUGAACCAAAGAAUCAAACAACUAUGUGACUCAAACGAAGCCUGGAAUCUGUCUCCUAAAACAUCCUUUUAUGCAUUUCUCAAUUGAAUCUUAGCUUCUUAAAAUAGAUUUGCAUGCAAAAUAUGACACUUGCAACACCAACGUUUCUAAUCGUGACAACGCCACCUUCUGCUCACGGCGGUGCCCAGUGUCUGAUCUGCUUUCAUUAAUGCAGGUUUGGGAAAUGUUAAAAUUCACCUAGUACCCAACAACAUGAGACCAACACUGAAUAGUAAAGAGUGAUGGUACAUUUUUAUCUGGCUUUGUGAAGGAUAUAUACAACAGUGAUGGACAACAACAUUUAUUGAACACAUUUUCCCAAUCAAUUGUUUAGGCUUCAUACAAGAACAGAAGGAAAACAAGUUUACCAAAUGUAAACAGAUCUCUUAGAACAACUCUACAAUAACGUUCCAUGUACAAUAAAAUCUAGUGGUCUACUGCAAAAAAUAUUUCAUUUUAAAGAUUCAAACAAGAAGAUGAUUCAUUUUAAAGUGUUUUCCUAUUGAAAACUAUGCAGUUGUAUUCUCACAUGUGAUUCCAACUAUGAUGAAGACGGUGCUUGCUUAUCAAUAAGAAACCACUUUAAAAAUGCCUUCAGUAUAUGUAUUAUUAUUUCAGGUUAAAUAGCUGUUCCAUGGAAGAUAAGGUUCCAACAAUACAAUCCUGAAAAGUACUUACAUCUCACUUCUCUCCUUGAAAAUAAUGCCAGCAACUGCACUAUUCAACCAGGCUCCAUAAAGCUCUGUCCGUCAUGAAUCUGCUCUUUCAGUAGUUUGAAGCAUUUUGUUUUUCCUUGCUACCUCUGUUAACACUGCAAGACUGUGAUCCAGACGAAAGGCUUUUGGAAGCCGCUGAAAUCUCUCUAAUUGUCCAAAUACUAGCAGAAAUGUUAGUGCCUAUAUUUCAAGAUCACCAGUACUACAGUACCUGCUGGCCUGGUGUUUGUACCGAUGUACACGAAAUGUUGCUUUGUACCCUAGCAUUUCUCAGUGUGUGCUUACUUCGAACAAAAAGAAAAUGCCUUCUGUACAACAGUGAUAUCUACUGGGAAUGAAAUACACUGGCGCCUGUGGUACUGCCUCCUGUGCAA
Monopterus albus (swamp eel) is the source of this 3919-nucleotide messenger RNA. It is a transcript of the gene lzic, whose product is annotated as leucine zipper and CTNNBIP1 domain containing. The record is from RefSeq and is a predicted model, not a curated record. The transcript is spliced from 7 exons. Bases 190 to 759 code for a protein of 189 amino acids. Gene Ontology annotation, molecular function: beta-catenin binding. NCBI's taxonomy places the organism in Eukaryota, Metazoa, Chordata, Actinopteri, Synbranchiformes, Synbranchidae.